AAAAUGAAGUCGCUGCUGUUUUUUCUGUUGGUCAUCCUCUGCCUGGUCGGAAUGGCACCAGCCAGGAGAAAGAAAAGGGAGGUCGAGGUUUGGGUCCGACCAAGUCAAAAUUCCUAUAACGAGCCAUGCUACUAUCAAGGAUGCCAACAAUGAUCAUUGGAUCCUGAGUGUCAAUAAAGGCGAAUAAAUUUAUAUCGACUUCAUUAAUAAAAACUUUGUGAAUGGGG
Messenger RNA from Drosophila melanogaster (fruit fly), 227 nucleotides. RefSeq lists its product as uncharacterized. The record is from RefSeq and is marked reviewed. The coding region runs from base 4 to 153 and encodes 49 amino acids. The transcript has a single exon. NCBI's taxonomy places the organism in Eukaryota, Metazoa, Arthropoda, Insecta, Diptera, Drosophilidae.